Molecule: messenger RNA, 1230 nt
Organism: Juglans microcarpa x Juglans regia
Lineage: Eukaryota; Viridiplantae; Streptophyta; Magnoliopsida; Fagales; Juglandaceae
Exons: 3
Coding region: 1-1230 (409 amino acids)
Source: RefSeq, a predicted model, not a curated record
AUGGAAUUUGCCACUUUGGUGCAGGGAACCAUGACGGUGCACCAGUAUGCAGCUAAAUUCAUUGAAUUAUCCUGUUUUGCUGCAUAUCUGAUUCCUGAUGAAGAAAAGAAGGCGCGUAAAUAUAAACAAGGGUUGAAUGAAAAACUUUAUGAACGAGUAGUGGGCUUUCAGAUUCGAAACUUCUCAAAGUUGGUAGAUAAGGCCAUAGUUUUUGAACGAAGCCUUCAAAGGAGCUUUGCAUUGCACAAUCAGAGGAGGAAGACUAUUUCAUCGGGACAUCAUUCUGGCAUGGACCAAGGAACGUGGAAAAAUAGGAAUGAAGGAAGGAAGCGGGACUAUGCUAACCAUUGUGGCAAAUUGGAUUACUAUCUCAGGGACUUUCCUUUGCAAUUGGAUAGCAACAGGCCACCACCACCUAGGGUAGAAGGGACAGUGCAAGGCAACAUCCAACGUACGACGGUGCCUGCACAAGUUUUUGCUUUGACACCUGGAGAGGAUGAGGAUAGGAAUAAUACUCUUUCUCUAUUUUCUAAUAAUGCCACUGUGUUAUUUGAUUCGGAAGUGACACAUUCUUUUAUUUCCAUGACUUAUUCUCAACUUUGCACCUUAGAAACUGAAAAGUUAAAGUCCAAGUUAGUGGUCGCAACCCCAACAAGAAAUUCGGUAGUCUCUGACAAGAUUCUACCAGGGUGUCCUUUAUCAAUUGAGGGAAGAUUAAUGCCAGCAGAUUUGAUAGUCUCUAACAUGAUCGAGUUUGAUGUGAUUUUGGGUAUGGAUUCACUGGCUUGCUACCACCCCAAUAUAGAUUGUUUUAAAAAGGAAGUGGUAUUUAGACCCCCAAAAGAAAGUGAAUUUCGGUUCACAGGUUCGAAAGUGAGGUUGCAUCCACCCAUCAUAUCUGUCAUUCAAGUUGGAAAAUUGUUACGUGAUGGUUGUCAGGGAUUCUUAGCCUACGUGGUAGAAGCACCAAAAGAGGAGUUGAAGUUAGAGAAGAUACCUGUAGUGAGGGAAUAUCUAGAGAUUUUCCCAGAAGAUUUACCUAGAUUCCCUCUCGAGCGAGAGGUAGAGUUUACUAUUGAACUAGUCCCAGGCACGGCACCUCUUUCAAAAGUACCUUACCGGAUGGCACCGUCUGAAUUAGUGGAACUCAAGGAGCAGUUGCAAGAUUUGUUGGACAAGAGUUUCAUCAGGCCCAGUGUAACACCUUGGGAGCUCCAGCUCUCUUUGUGA